GCUACAGUCAUUAUGAGGAAGUAGAUUUUCUUAAGAGUAUUGCAGUUGAGACUGUUUUCCUAGAACACCCUAGAACGUCUGUACACUAUCACACCAUGGAGACAUUGGUCCUAGUGUUGGGAUUUCUUUUUAUAGGGUUAUCGAUGGCUGAUCCUCCGGAAGGGCUCUACAUUGCACAAGAUUACACCACCGUCACGGGAUACACAACUACACCAGAGGAUGUACCGACUACAACCUACAGAGGGCAUAACCAACCACAAGUUAGCUCUGGACUUAUAGCCGGAGUGACUGUAGGCGUCGUUGCUCUAGUGGGCAUAGUUGUGGCUGUUGUCUGUGUCUACAUGUGGCGACGAAAGAAAACGUCAAGUGAUAAAACCACUGACACCGAGAGGACGCGUUACGUCAAUGGCCAGUUCCUAGACGAUGACCAGCGUGCACGGACCAAUCAGGACGUUCCUUAUAGAAACCAACCCAUCCCGCCUCCUCGCCCUUCCUCAGACGUCUACCUGGAGCCAGGAGUACCCGUAGACGAUCAUGAAUAUGUAUAUAUUGACAAUCGUAAUAACAUUCCUCCUGUAAACAGCAUUUCAGUAAGGCCGACUCUACCGACGUCCAAUGAUAAUUCAGGUUACGUUAACCAGUCACUAAACCACAGUUAUGUCAAUGCAUCGGCGACUGGCGUUGGUCGAGAGUCGUUAGUGUAUGAUGACGUCCUGGUUCCCAGGCGGAACAGGAAUGACGGGGGUGGGCAGUUUGUGAAUGUAGGGUACAGGCACGAUCAGGACGGGGCUUACGUUAACGUGACAACACCUCCGCGUAGAAUCCUCGCCAUAGUUUUCGGAGUUCUUCUGGCAGGAUUAUCGGUAGCUGAUCCGCCGGAGGGGCUCUACAUCGCGCAAGGAGUAAACUAUGUCGGCUGUUUUGAACAUGGCCAAGCACACCAUGAACAAGUGCUCAACGUCCAAAUCAGUCCAGACUGCAGUUUUAGGCACCCCGAAUCGUGUUUAACACCUCCCACAUGUAUCGAUUCGUGCCGAAACACCAGCACGAGCUAUGUGUACAUCGGUCUGAAGUACCCAGGCCAGUGCUUCUGUGACUCCGUGUUACGUGGAGUCAAUCAGACGGACUCCGUUGAUGGGACUCACUGCGACGGACGGUGCUAUGGUGACUCACUACUUGCCUGCGGUGCUGGACAUAACAUGCUUGUCUAUCAAUGGACUACAAAUUCUGAGGGCCACAGUACUAAAGGUGAUGCCGUAACUACAUCUAACAAGACAGAUGAAAUGCCACCAAGUAAGACAGCAAUCAUAGCUGGAGCGGCCGCUGGUGGGGCUGCCGUGCUGAUUGUUGCUGGGUCUGUGGUUGGUGUGUGCAUCUGGCGGAAGAAAUCUGGACGGAGACAAACUGACAAACCAAGCAGUUCCCUCGCACUGCAAGAUGUCCCCACCGCUCACCCACCGCCUGGCCCCAACACUAACACCACCGCUCCACCGAACCCCUCCAACAUAGACGCCCUGUACGCCAAACCUGACAAGAAAAGGAAACAGAAGAAGUUCAGCCCAGAUGACCCCUCGUACCAGGACGUCGUCCCCACUGGUGUACAGUAUGCCACGGUCAACGACGACUACCCUCCCAACACCAUGGUUCAACAGGAUUCAAAUCCUUAUGACUCUAUUCAAACUGAUCCUCAGUACGCUGUUGUGAAGAGAGGCCCGAGACAUCGGCCUAAUGUGGAUGUUAAUCCGAUUUACAUGGGUGGUAGUGACGAGGCAAAGGAUUCAUUAAAUCAAGAAAAUGCUGACAUGCUUGGUAUGGUCGACAACAUAAUCUAUGAAUCCCUCAUCGCCGGCUCAGCAGGGGGAGGAGCCGCCUUUCUUCUGAUCAUCUGUGGUGUUGUUGCUUUCUGUAUUAUCCGCAAAAGAUCGACUCUGCGAAAGGAAAACAACCCCACGGCAUCGAUCAUGCUGGAUGGAGUAGGGGCAAGCACAGACUCGGCAUUGGGUGGGAGAAAUCCGUCAUUUCAGUCUAACAGUGUCAACGUAGACGCUCUGUACGCAAAGCCUGACAAGAAAAAGAAGACCCAACAGCAGCCACCAUCCACCCCCACCCCUGAGGACCCGUCCUACCAAGACGUCCUACCGAGCGGUGCCCAGCAUCAGUACGCCACUGUUCAGGACGACCCUCAUCCCUACACCGCGGCCAGGGACGAGCCCAAUCUGUAUGACUCUAUCCAAGAUGACCCUCAAUACGCCACCGUUCAGGGCCGCAAACAGGCGCCUAAUGUGGAAGCAAACCCUCUGUACGGGAGAGGUAGUGUUGACAACACAGCUUAUGAUUCAGUGGGCCCUCCGUCAAAUGACAGCGACAGGGCUCCUAAGUGCGUCGGUCCUCCUCCUGUGUACAACAAAAGCACAUAUGAUAAGUGUGUCGGGAAUCAGGCGAUAGGCAGCUGUAACUGCACAGCACCGGCUCAAACCUGUCAUCAUGGUGACCAGCUGUACUACACGUGUGACCACGGCUCUGGUUUGGACUUCAUUAUCAUCUGCAACUAUGAAGAUGUGUUGGGAGAACGCCUUGGAUUUAUCAUCUGGCGAAAUUCGAGUGACAAAUUUGAGGCCUGCACGGGGUCCCCGGCACCGGUGCAGUCAACACCAGCUCCACAGCCAACCUUCCCUCCUUCUAACUGCUCCUCGUUCAAUGUCGCAACCUGGCCACCAGAAGGCUGUAUCCGACUUGUAGGAAGUGAGAGGAAGCCCCACGAGACGACAGGUAUCCUGCAGGUGUACUUCAACACUACCUGGGGGAGCGUGUGUGAGACAGGCAUCUGGACUGACUCAGUCGUGGUCGGCAUUGCCUGCAGGAUGCUCGGAUUUAGCCACGGGUCCUUGGCACCUCCAGCGGCAAUAUAUCAUCUCCCGCCUGGCCUCUCCAACGACGCCUGGGAGGUCAACAUACAGAAAGGCCAUAGUUGCUCAUCUGGUACGGAGGGCACUCUGUGGGAUUGUGACCGGACAGAGCCUUGCUGGUUAACACACUUCAUCGGAGGAAGUGGAGAAUGCCCUAACCUGCUUAAAAUCUCAUGCGAAGUGAACACGACGUUCUCGAACCUGACCUCCUGUCCUCGGCCUAUAACAACCACUCCCAACCCGACGUCUGUUCCUGACAUCUCUACACAAGGGUGCACAGGACCCCCUCCUCAGUACAACAACAGCACGUUUGACCACUGUACGGAACAGACGACAGGUGGCUGUAACUGCACAGUAGCGAAUCAGACGUGUCUCCAUGGAGACCGGCUGUUCUACACGUGUGACCACGGCACGGAUUUAGACUUCAUCAUCGUCUGCGACUAUAUGUAUGCCGACGAUCAAGGACACUACUACGGAUGGGUUGUGGACAAUGUCACACAAAAAUUUGAAGACUGUACAGGCUCCCCGGCGCCUAUGCAAGCAACGCCAGAACCACAGCCAACCGCCCCUCCCAUCCAGGCGUGUAUCAGACUUGUUGAAAGUGAGACGCAGCCCCACGAGACGACAGGUAUCCUGCAGGUGCAGUACAAUGACACCUGGGGGAGCGUGUGUCACACAGGCACCUGGACUAACCACCACCUGGCCAACAUUACAUGCAGACUACUCGAAUUUAACAGCUACGGGUCAUUUUGGGAAAUGGCAUUACCAAUAAAUAAUCGACCGCCGACUAUUUCUACCGACGCAUGGGAGGUUAACAUAGCCUACUGUUCCGGACAAGAACUCAGUCUGUGGGACUGUACACCAGCGCCAGACAAGUCCACCUGGUUAACGUACGCCGUGUUUGGAAGUACAGCGUGUCCCAGUACACUGACAAUAUCGUGCCAAGUAAGUUCGACCCUGCCUAACCUGACCUACUGUCCACCGACCACAACAACGCCAAAUCCUACCGUAUCUACAGACCACACAGAAGAACCAGACACAGAGUCAGCUAUGGCCUCCGGAAACGAACCUCCACCCAAUACAGGACUGUCUGGAGAUACAGUUAUUCCCAUCCUUGUUAUCGUGGGACUUCUACUUCUACUAUUAGUGGUCUGUCUGGUUGCCUGCAGCGGCUCUAAACGUAAUACAAGACGAGUGGCGAAGCAGCCUCCAAGACAGAGAGAGGCUGCAGAGUUAACAGGAAGUCAGCAAAGAGAACAGAGACAAGCUGCAGGGGUAAGAGCAGGUCAUCGAAUGGAACUAUCACCCAGAGACACCAAUUUCACGGACCAGGAACCUCAACACGAGAUUGAGACAUUAGCUGCACCUUCAGACGAUAGAAACCACAAUCAGUUGACACAUGACCCCGUCUCAACCACAGCAAGGCAAACAGAAACACCAACAGCUAUAGAGCCAGGGCCGUUUGAGGGGGAAUCCUCUAGGGCUAGGGCAGGUCCAACGGAGGGGCCAUCAGAGAGCGAACACAGACCGGCUAUUGACGAACGCCUUGUAGCACAACCAGAGAAACUGACAGAGACUGCCAUACACGUGUCAGAAGACACAGGGGGAGGCGACAUCGGUCAGUUUGUGGAGGAACCACCAGGAAAUCAUGUUGACCAACAAGAAGAAGCAACAGAGAAUUGUGAGACGGAAGCUCCAAACGCAACGACUAGUUCAACAGAGGAUUCGGUCAUAGAAGAGCAUCCAGAAGAAACGUCAAGCCCUACUGGAAGAUGCAGCAUCCUGCAUACACACACACACCGCGCGGCAUGGACGGAGUCAACAGACGGACCAACAGGGAGAGGCAACACUGACCAGCCUUCAGGAAGAGACUUCACUGGAAACACCGACAACAAUACAGUCGUUCAGAAUUACUUCAACCCAGUUAUUAAGACUCGGUUCAUUAAAGUCGUCGUCAAGACAUAUCACUUUACCGCCAAGAUGAGGAUAGAGUUCCUGGGAUGCGAUGACAACGACGACUGCCAGUCGAAUCCAUGUCAGAAUGGCGGCACAUGUGUGGACGGGCUGGACUCCUACUCAUGUAACUGUACUGACAGCUUUAGUGGAGACACCUGUGAAGAAAAGUUGACUACAGUUGAGAUACCUACAACUGCCCCAGUUUCUACAACAACAUCCAUAACAACAGCCUCGCAGACGACUGGUCCACCUACACCUGACGCACCGACAUCCCAAGUGCCAACCACGACAAUGUCGACUAACAUUCCCACGACUCUCGACCUCCCAACAACCAGACCUGGCACCGCAUCCAAAACAACCAGCGUGCCAUUGUUGGUGGGAUCUGUGUUGGACUUAUCGUCAUAG
Molecule: messenger RNA, 5267 nt
Organism: Branchiostoma belcheri (Belcher's lancelet)
Lineage: Eukaryota; Metazoa; Chordata; Leptocardii; Amphioxiformes; Branchiostomatidae
Exons: 28
Coding region: 96-5267 (1723 amino acids)
Cellular component (GO): membrane
Molecular function (GO): calcium ion binding
Source: RefSeq, a predicted model, not a curated record